This is a messenger RNA of Rosa rugosa (rugosa rose), 2241 nucleotides long. Its product is annotated as microtubule-associated protein 70-5. Gene Ontology annotation, molecular function: microtubule binding. Gene Ontology annotation, biological process: cytoskeleton organization. The transcript has 11 exons. Bases 275 to 2029 code for a protein of 584 amino acids. The record is from RefSeq and is a predicted model, not a curated record. NCBI's taxonomy places the organism in Eukaryota, Viridiplantae, Streptophyta, Magnoliopsida, Rosales, Rosaceae.
CACAGAGCUACAAAGAAGCCGGAAUGGCCGGCGUCUCUAUGAUAUGAUAAGAAACUUGUGCUUGUCAAAUUUUGCUUCACAGCAAAAUAAGGCACAGUCCAUAUCCCUCUCUUUACGGUCAAUUCCUUAAAACUCACACUCAUACCAAUACCAUCAUCGAAAUCCUCAUUAAAACCCUUGCGAAUUGGCAUUACAUACUCACUUAAAUCCUAGAUAGAGAGUUUAUACUUGUUAAUAUUCUCUGCAUUCUAAAGUAAAACCAAAUUAGGGAGAUAUGGUGGCGGGUCAUGAACAACACCUACAACAUGCAGCAGGAGGAGGAGGAGGAGAGGACCUCUCUCUUGUCUCCGCAGACCCUGUUGUCUUAGAGCUCAAUCGUAUGCAGAACCUACUCAAAGAAAAGAGCCUCGAGUUGGGGAUUGCUCAGGGUGAGAUCAAGGCUCUCAGAGCUACUGAAGUUCUAAAGGAUAAAGCUGUAGAAGAGCUAAGUAAUGAAGUAGAGAAGCUGGAUGAGAAACAUAGGCUCACGCAAAAUCUUCUAGAGCAUAAGAACCUUGAAAUUAAGAAACUAACAGAUGAGAAGAGAGAUGCAUUAGCUGCACAAUAUGCUGCAGAAGCAACUCUUAGAAGGGUACACACAAAUCAAAAGGAUGACGAACUUCCUUCUCUUGAAUCUGUCAUUGCUCCUCUCGAGGCUGAAAUCAAAAUGUGCAAGAAUGAGAUUGCAGCGCUUCAGGAGGACAAUAAGGCUUUGGAACGUCUCACCAAGUCGAAAGAGUCGGCUCUUCUUGAGGCAGAAAGGAUAUUGCGAAGUGCACUAGAAAGAGCUCUAAUAGUUGAAGAGGUCCAAAACCAGAACUUCGAAUUGAGGAGACAAAUUGAAAUCUGCCAGGAGGAAAACAGAAUCCUUGAGAAAACAAAUCGUCAAAAGGUUUUAGAGGUUGAAAAGCUUAGCCAAACCAUUCAGGAACUUGAGGAGGCCAUUUUAGCUGGAGGGGCUGCUGCCAAUGCUAUUCGUGACUACAAAAGACAGAUAGAUGAAUUACAUGACGAGAAGAGGACUCUGGAGAGGGAGCUAGCAAGAGUGAAAGUUUCUGCAAACCGAGUAGCUACUGUUAUUGCUAACGAGUGGAAGGAUGAAAACGACAAAGUUAUGCCUGUUAAACAGUGGCUGGAAGAGAGAAGACUUAUGCAGGCAGAGAUGCAACGUAUGAGGGAGAAGCUAGCAAUCUCGGAUAGAACAGCCAAGGCAGAGGCACAACUCAAGGAAAAGCUGAAGUUGAGGCUGAAGACUCUAGAAGAAGGGUUAAAGCAUGUUUCAAGUUUCUCUGUCAAUCCUAAUUCAUUUUGCCGUUCCCCUAAAACAGAAAAGUCCAGUAACUUCUUAGGAUUUCUGACAAGCCCUGGUGGAUUAGGAAAGAGAUCAACUUCACAGCCAAGAGCCUCCACUCUUAGAAGUUCUCCUCUCCAACAGCCAAAUUCAGGCAAUGAAACAGCCAAUGCUGCAGGAGAGCUAAAAAGAUCAAAUAGCUUUAAAAAGAGAUAUGGUUCAGGAGAAAAAAUGCUGAGAAAAAGCUUAUGGGCUUCUAGAACUAAAGUUGUUGAUAGUGGUGAGAAGGAGAACACAGAACAGAAGGCAAAUACUGAUAACAACAAGAAUGAUGAUGAGACAGUUACUGCUGAUAUAAAAACUAAAGAUGUUGCCAAUGAAGACUCACCCAACAAGAUAAGCAUUAACUGUGAAAGUGAAGAUGUGGUCUCAGGAUUUCUCUAUGACAGACUUCAAAAGGAGGUCAUCAAUCUGAGGAGGCAUUGUGAAGUCAAAGAGAGUGAUAUGAAUGCGAAAGAACAAGAAAUAAAGAUGCUGAUGAAAAAGGUUGAUGCACUGACAAAAGCCAUGGAAGUGGAGUCUAAGAAAAUGAAGAGAGAAGCCGUUGCUAGAGAUAAAGAUGCUGCAGCAGCCAAGGUGGAUGAUAACAAAAAGAACAGAACUAUAAACUCAUCUAAGAGGGUAACAAAAGCAUCUUGAAAGUUUGCUUACAUGGGAUUUUAUUAAAGAUUGAUAUAGUGUUUAUGAGCAGUGUGUUCCGAUUUUUUUUAUGUAAAUACAGAAAGAAAAGUUUCACCAGUGAUAGCUAGCUGAAAUAAGAUUCUGGAUGCAAAUGGAAGAGCUUCUCUUGUACAUUUUAGGUUGAUGUGUGUUUUCCUCUGCUUGAAAUCUGCACAUAAGAAAUUCAUACA